CGCACCACCACCACCACCACCCCCUCUUCCACGGCCUUCCUUAAAACAAUUAUAACCAUCUCCUCCCUCUUCAUCUCCUCUCAUCUCUCAUCCUAAAAACAUCUAGAAACAUGUCUAUCCAGGGCUUCACUGAGGUUGACCAGCUCGCUGUCAACACCAUCCGUACCCUUGCGGCCGAUGUUGUCGCCAAGGUGAGUUUGACCGCGCACACAAUUCCAACUUUCGCUGACCACGUUUCUAGUCCAACUCGGGUCACCCCGGUGCUCCCAUGGCAAGGCAUGGCCCCCGUCGCUCACGUUCUCUGGAGCCGUUUCCUCAACAACAACCCCAAGAACUCGCACUGGUACAACCGUGACCGCUUCGUUCUCUCGAACGGCCACGCUUGUGCUCUCCAGUACAUCCUCCUCCACCUUGCCGGCUACAAGGUCUCGCUCGACGACCUGAAGAACUUCCGUCAGGUCGACUCGAUCACCCCCGGCCACCCCGAGGUUGGCAUCACUGACGGUAUCGAGGUCACCACCGGCCCCCUCGGCCAGGGUAUCUCCAACGCCGUCGGUCUCGCUAUCGCCCAGGCCCACGUCGGCGCCGUCUUCAACAAGGACGGCUUCCCCCUUGUCAACAACAAGACCUACGUCUUCCUCGGUGACGGCUGUCUCCAGGAGGGUGUUGCCUCGGAGGCCGCCUCGCUUGCUGGUCACCUCCAGCUCGGCAACCUCAUUGCCAUCUGGGACGACAACCACAUCACCAUUGACGGUGACACCGCCGUCUCGUUCACCGAGGACGUCGAGGCCCGCUUCCGCUCGUACGGCUGGGAGGUCCUCCACGUCACUGCCGGUGACAACGACCUCAACGCCAUUGCUGGCGCCAUUGCCGAGGCUCGCGACAACAACGCCAAGCCCACUCUGAUCGCCCUCAAGACCACCAUUGGUUACGGCUCGACCAAGGCCGGCACCCACGACGUCCACGGCGCCCCCCUCAAGGCUGACGACAUCAAGCAGCUCAAGACCAAGUUCGGCUUCAACCCCGAGGAGUCGUUCGUUGUUCCUCCCCAGGUUGCCGACCUCUGGGCCAAGAAGGCCCAGGCCGGUGAGAAGGCCAACGCCGAGUGGGACGCUCUCCUCAAGAAGUACGAGGCUCAGUACCCCCAGGACGGUGCCGAGUUCACUCGCCGUGUUGAGGGCCGUCUCCCCGACGGCUGGGAGAAGCACCUCCCCGUCUUCACCCCCGACCAGCCCGCCGUUGCCUCGCGCAAGCUCUCGGAGAACAUCAUCAACGCCCUUGCCCCCCACAUCCCCGAGCUUGUUGGUGGCUCGGCCGACCUUACCGGCUCGAACCUCACCCGCUGGAAGGGCGCCGAGGACUUCCAGCCUCCCUCGACCGGCCUUGGCUCGUACGCCGGCCGCUACUUCCGCUUCGGUGUCCGUGAGCACGGUAUGACCGCCAUCUGCAACGGUCUUGCCGCUUACGGUGGUCUCAUCCCCUUCGGUGCCACCUUCCUCAACUUCGUCUCGUACGCCGCCGGUGCCGUCCGUCUCUCGGCUCUCUCGCACCUCCGCGUCCUCAACGUCGCCACCCACGACUCGAUUGGUCUUGGUGAGGACGGCCCCACCCACCAGCCCAUCGAGACUGCUGCCUGGCUCCGUGCUACCCCCAACCUCGAGUUCUGGCGCCCUGCCGACGGCAACGAGACCUCGGCCGCCUACCUUGUCGCCAUCAAGUCGGUCCACACCCCCUCGGUUCUCGCUCUUUCGCGCCAGAACCUCCCCCAGCUCGAGGGCUCGUCCAUUGAGAAGGCCUCGAAGGGUGGUUACGUCCUCCAGGAGGAGCAGAACGCCGACGUUACCCUCGUCUCGACCGGUUCGGAGGUUUCGAUUGCCGUUGACGCCGCCAAGGUCCUCCGCGCCAAGGGCCUCAAGGUCCGCAUCACCUCGAUCCCCUGCUUCAUCACCUUCGACCAGCAGCCCCACGACUACAAGGUCGCCACCCUCCCCUCGGGUGCCCCCAUUGUCUCGAUCGAGGCUUACUCGACCUUCGGUUGGGCCAAGUACUCGCACGAGCACAUUGGUAUCGACACCUUCGGUGCCUCGGGCCCCUACCUCCAGGUCUACAAGAAGUUCGGCCUCGACGGCGAGCAGAUUGCCGCCAAGGUCGAGAAGGUCGUCGACUUCUACAAGAAGCGUGGCGUCCAGGUCUUCUCGCCCCUCGACACUGCUCUUUAAGCGAAGGAAAAUAUAGUUUGGCGGCUAACGCGCCGUGUAGAUCGAGAUGAUACAUAGCAAUGUAUGAGGUUGGAUAAA
Molecule: messenger RNA, 2297 nt
Organism: Vanrija pseudolonga
Lineage: Eukaryota; Fungi; Basidiomycota; Tremellomycetes; Trichosporonales; Trichosporonaceae
Product: Transketolase 1
Exons: 8
Coding region: 111-2219 (702 amino acids)
Biological process (GO): pentose-phosphate shunt
Cellular component (GO): nucleus; cytosol
Molecular function (GO): transketolase activity
Source: RefSeq, a predicted model, not a curated record